CCUCCUCCCCCUCCACUCUCCACCGCCCUUAAAUUCGCACCCGCUUCGCACUCGCGCCCGGGGGAAUUAAUUUAUCAAGUCAGUGAGUGGCGAGCGAAGUCAGUCAUCCCUGAGUCAGUCUCCCCCUGGGUCAGUCCUUCCUGAGUCAGUCCUUCCUGAGUCAGUCCUUCCUGAGUCAGUCUCCCCCUGAGUCGGUCAUCCCUGAGUCAGUCUCCCCCUGAGACAGUCCCAGCCUCCCUCGAGUGAGUCCCAGCCCCCCUCGAGUCGGCCCCAGCCCCCCUCGAGCGAGCCCGCUAAGUUGGCUGCAGCCAGCCAGGGAGCCAGGGAGCGAGCGAGCGACUUUGCCGCCGAGUCGGCGCGGUCGUUGUUAGUUCGGCGAGUUGGUGGCGAGUUUUGUCGGCUCACGACGCCGCCGGUUCGUCGUUAAAGUUCUCCAAAAUCUGCAGGGAUCUUUGUUUAGGACCCCCCCCAAGAAGAGCGUUUCGGGUCGAGCAGGACAGCCAUGCGUGUAGGUUGAUCGAUUUAAAAGGGAGUGCCCGGCCCCCCUACUGGGCCCCCCACCCACCCCCCGGGCCAAGACGAUGGAGCUGCAACCCCCAACACCACAGACGCCCCCACCACAGCCCCCCAGCCUCUCCAUGCAACAGCAGCAACAACAGCAGCAGCAGCAACAGCAGCAGCAGCAACAGGCAUUCAUGGUGCUGCAGCCAGGCCCACAGCGCCCCCUGCUGCCUCAGUUGGGCUACAACGCGCUGGUCAACUUCCUCAUUGAGAAGAAGAUCGGACGGGGCCAGUUCAGCGAGGUAUACCGUGCCACGUGCCUGCUCGACCACAUGCCCGUCGCACUCAAGAAGGUGCAGAUCUUUGAGAUGAUGGACGCCAAGGCACGGCAAGACUGCAUCAAGGAGAUCGACCUCCUCAAGCAACUGAACCACCCGAACGUGAUAAAGUACCUGGCGUCGUUCAUCGAGGAGAAUGAACUCAACAUUGUGCUGGAGCUGGCAGACGCCGGAGACCUCUCCCGCAUGAUCAAGCACUUUAAGAAGCAGAAGCGUUUAAUUCCGGAGCGCACGAUCUGGAAGUAUUUUGUACAGCUGUGCAGCGCCCUGGAACACAUGCACUCCCGCCGAAUCAUGCACAGAGACAUCAAGCCGGCGAACGUGUUCAUCACGGCGACGGGCGUCGUCAAGCUGGGGGACCUGGGACUCGGGCGGUUCUUCAGCUCCAAGACCACGGCCGCACACUCGCUCGUGGGGACUCCGUACUACAUGUCUCCGGAGCGGAUACACGAAAACGGUUACAACUUCAAGUCCGACAUCUGGUCAAUCGGAUGCCUCCUGUACGAGAUGGCGGCCCUGCAGAGUCCGUUCUAUGGGGACAAGAUGAACCUGUAUUCGCUGUGCAAGAAAAUCGAGCAGUGCGACUACCCUCCCCUCCCCUCCGACUACUACUCCCAGCAGCUGCGGGAGUUGGUGAACAUGUGCAUCAGUCCCGACCCGGAGCAGAGGCCGGACAUCGGCUACGUCUACAACGUCGCCACGCAGAUGCACGCCGCCACCUCCUCGUCCUCCCCCGCCACCACCGCCACCACCGGCUCCUCCUAGACGGCCCCGCCACGGCCGUCUAUGGGCUGGCUGUGGACCGCCGCAGCCACCUGUAGCCCUCCUGCGGUCUGCCAGGGCCGCCCGUAUCCCGCCACGGCGGCCUGUGGCACGCCACGGCGUCCCCUACGCCGCCGCCGCGCGUCAGCCGUGCCGGCGCGGGGGCACCGCCUCUCCUGAGUGUCAACCCCCUCCAUGGCAAAGCCACAGCGUGCCAGAGCAAUCCGUGUGGUCUUCCACGGCCCCCGAAAUGGUUUGUCACGACCCGCCAUGGAAAACCAACAGCGAGCUACUCUGUAGCAGGGCGAGCUACAGUGAGCUACAAGACCACCUAUGCCGAGCUACAGAAGAGACACCGUAUCCUAUAGCAAGCUCUGGGAAAACUACAGCCUACCAGGCCUACACAGAAAACGGCAACAGCAGUCGCAUUCAGCUGGCCGCCACUGCUUGAUUUGAGCUGGUGACUGCACGCCCCACGGCAAGCUACUACUCUGUGAAGUACAGCCCGCCACGGCUAUAGCAACCCCGAUACUGCAAGUCCUGACGUGCCACAGGCAGGCAUUCGUACGCCACAGCAAAGCAGCAGCAGCGACUUUGGGGCACAGCAAGCUGGUCACAGCGUGCCACAGCAAGCUGCGUGCGUGCGACGGAGAGCCGUGGCAAUCUGCCACAGCCAGACAUUGAUGUACCGCAGCAACCUGCCACAGCGCUUACAGCAUGCCAGAGCGAGCGCCUCAGCUGUGGCCUUGCAAACAGCCUGCCACGGCUAGGCUCAGGUGGUUAUGACUUGCUACAGCAAGCUACAGCCUGGCGCAGUGGUGUAGGGGAAGAGAAGUGGUGCCUCAGCUGUGGGUGGCAACUGUGGGUGGCAAAUGCACGAGAUGAGAAUGGAACCGGCCUCUACCACAGGCGGAACUACAGGCGGAAUGACAGAGACACAGGCGGUCGCAUGGGCAGACAGCAACAACCGGACACAAUGCAACAACGCGGCAACACAACGCUACGGCAACGCAACACCCAAACUAUAACAACACCACAGCCGUCUACAACAACCCCACCAACUAGACAGUCUACCCACGCACACAUAACCCAGGCCCCAUUUUCUUGUGUCACUCUGCUAUAACUCGUCAUCAUUAUUAUUGUUAUUUUUUUAUUUCUUAUUGUUUAUCUCCUGCUCCCUCCAUGCUGUUGUGAUGGACACGUGGUUGGAGUCGUUGUUUGUUUUGAACCAAAACUCGGCUCCCCCCCCCUCCCUCCCCACCUUAGUCAGUGGAUGGAGGAGACCCCCCCCACCACCACCCCGUGAUUGGGGUUUCUCUGCCACGCGACGUGGCCACGCGACCUGCUCGUGGCGCUGACCACAGACGACGAAUAAAGGGUUCCUGCAUUUCACGAGCGCCGUGUGCGACUUGAUGGGGGAGCGUCGUCGCUGCACGCUCGCUCACCUGCACGCUCGCUCACCUGCACGCUCGCUCACCUGCACGCUCGCUCACCUGCACGCUCGCUCACCUGCACGCUCGCCCACCUGCACGCUCGCCCACCAACACACGCCUCUCCAGUCGCCAGCAUACCCCACUCUGCUCCACACUCGCCUACCCAUGGUCCUCGCCACACGCUCUACGACCUGCAA
Messenger RNA from Petromyzon marinus (sea lamprey), 3231 nucleotides. It is a transcript of the gene NEK7, whose product is annotated as NIMA related kinase 7. Gene Ontology annotation, biological process: peptidyl-serine phosphorylation. Gene Ontology annotation, molecular function: protein serine/threonine kinase activity; ATP binding. The record is from RefSeq and is a predicted model, not a curated record. Lineage: Eukaryota; Metazoa; Chordata; Hyperoartia; Petromyzontiformes; Petromyzontidae.